Paramecium sonneborni is the source of this 1388-nucleotide messenger RNA. NCBI's taxonomy places the organism in Eukaryota, Ciliophora, Oligohymenophorea, Peniculida, Parameciidae. The record is from the annotation of a GenBank genome assembly.
AUGAUUAAAUAACCUAAAUAGAGCGAUGAAAAAUAAAUAAUUUUAUCCAGAUCAUCAAAUUCAAAUUUCAGUAUAAAAAAAUAAGCAUAAACUCCCAAUAUAGAUCUUAAUUAAUAAGUUCAAAAUGCUUAUAAAAUGAUAGAAUAAGGUAUGAAAUACUAUUAGAAUCAAUAAUAUUCAAUGGCUAAAGUUGUUUUGGUGAAUAGUUCUCAAAUAUUAUUACCUGUAAUAAAAUAAAAAAGUAAUUUAUAAUAAAUAAUCAGAGUAAAAUUAAGAAGAACAUGCCACUGAACAUUAAGAAUUAAUAAAAGCAAUUAAUACAGCAGAAAUUUGUACCUAAAAAGUUGAUCAACUUUUCUAAAAUAUAGUAAUGAAAUAUUUAAUAUAAGGCUUCAUAAGAUCCUUAUAGCAAAUAAAUAAUAGAAACAGCUAUGAAUAGGAAAUUUGAAGUUUCAUUUGAUGAGAUUAUAGGAUUAGAAAGCAUAAAAAAAUAAUUAGAUGAAGUUCUUAUAUUGCCAAAUUUAAGACCUGAUAUUUUUACAGGUAUUCGUGCACCUCCAAAAGGUAAUAAAUUCAAAAAAUUUAGGUAUUUUAUUUUAUGGACCCCCUGGAAAUGGUAAAACUCUUUUAGCAAAAGCUGUAGCUAAUUAAAUAAAAUGCUGUUUUUUUAAUGUUAGUGCUUCAACAUUAGUGUAGAAACAUCUUGGUGAAGGAGAAAAAUUGAUGAAAACUCUAUUUAAAAUAGCAUUUCAAUUUUAACCAUCUGUAUAUUAUAUAUAUUUUAUUUAUUUAGGUGAUAUUUAUUGAUGAAAUCGAUUCUAUUUUAUCUAGUAGAUCAAGCGAAGAACAUGAGGCUAGUCGAAGAUUGAAAACAGAAUUCUUAGUUUCAUUUGAUGGAAUGUAAACUUCUGAUUAAGAUCGAAUAUUUUUAAUAGGAGCUACAAAUAGACCUUAAGACAUUGAUGGAGCUGUUCUAAGAAGAUUUGUAAAAAUAUAAAUAAAUUAGACUGUAAAAAUAUUAAUUGACUAACCAGAUCAAAAAGCAAGAUUGGCUUUAGUUAAAUCACUCAUGUCUAAUGUUAAUCAUUCUAUUUUAGGUCCAGCUUUUGAUAAAAUAUGUGAAAAAUUAGCAGGUAUAAUUAUUCAUUUAUAACAAUUAGGUUAUUCUGCAAGUGAUAUUAAAGCUGUAGUCAAAGAAGCUUGUAUGUAACCUUUAAGAUAAGAUAAAAUUGCUAUAGUUACUAUUUCUGCUUAAAAUAUAAGGCCUGUUAGAAAAGAAGAUUUUGAAUUUGCCAUCAAUAAAGUUAAACCAUCAUUAACCGAAAAGCAAUAUUAAGAAUACAUUAGUUUUAACAAAUCUGGAUCAUGAAUUAUUUUAUUAAUCGGAC